AUGAGCGCUUCUGGUUACUACGAACUAUACCGUAGAAGUACGGUCGGUGCUACUUUGGUAGAUGCUCUCGAUACGCUUAUAAGCGAUGGAAGAAUCGAGGCAUCGCUAGCGAUGCGGGUUCUGGACACCUUCGACAGGGUAGUGGCAGAGACUCUCAAGGACAAGACACAAAGCAAACUGACCUUUAAGGGUCAUCUAGACACUUACAGGUUCUGUGACGAUGUCUGGACCUUUAUCAUAAAAGACUGUAACGUCAAGCUUGACCAAACAGAGGAUAUCCAAGGAAACACAGUGGUGGUGGACAAGCUACGUAUAGUUGCAUGUAACUCAAAGAAAACUGGAGAGUAG
Molecule: messenger RNA, 348 nt
Organism: Lachancea thermotolerans CBS 6340
Lineage: Eukaryota; Fungi; Ascomycota; Saccharomycetes; Saccharomycetales; Saccharomycetaceae
Gene: TOA2
Product: transcription initiation factor IIA subunit gamma
Exons: 1
Coding region: 1-348 (115 amino acids)
Biological process (GO): RNA polymerase II preinitiation complex assembly; transcription initiation at RNA polymerase II promoter
Cellular component (GO): transcription factor TFIIA complex
Molecular function (GO): RNA polymerase II general transcription initiation factor activity; TBP-class protein binding
Source: RefSeq, a predicted model, not a curated record